Penicillium nucicola is the source of this 1518-nucleotide messenger RNA. RefSeq names its product arylsulfotransferase family protein. The record is from RefSeq and is a predicted model, not a curated record. The coding region runs from base 1 to 1518 and encodes 505 amino acids. The transcript has 2 exons. NCBI's taxonomy places the organism in Eukaryota, Fungi, Ascomycota, Eurotiomycetes, Eurotiales, Aspergillaceae.
AUGCGUGCUACCUCCAUUGUCUCCAUUAUAUCCGGGCUACACGCUACUUUGUGCCUGGCAACAGACGACAGCUGGCCAUGGCAAACCUAUAAGUCCAGCUCUUUUGAGCCUCCCAACCUCAACAUCAAAAAGUCCGGACCAACCGCCCCUGGCUACCUGUUCUUUGAUCAAUCAUGGGAUGCCCAUCAGUACAGUGUGUUCAUGAUGUCGGAUGAGAAUGACCUAAUUUGGCAGAGCCCGGCUGGCGAUGUGAAGGACUUCCGCGUACAGGUGCUAGACGGAGAGCCGGUCUUGACCUACUUCAAUGGAAUUGGUAUCCCUGAGCCCUUUGGUUGGGGGUACGGUAUCAUUCAGAUUUUGGACCAAUCUUACCAGAGCAUCUACAAUGUUUCGCUUCUUCACGAUAACUUCACUGCCGUUGGUACUGUUGACAGCUCGAGUUUCGUUUCUUGGCUUGAUAUCCACGAAAGCACUAUGACCUCGGACAACACUAUGCUAUUGACCGGUUAUAAUGUCACCAGGGCUGACUUGAGCUCCGUUGGUGGGCCCAAGGAUGGCUGGAUUGCUGACUCGCUCUUUUAUGAGAUCGAUGUUAAGACCAACGACAUCUUGUUCCGCUGGAGUGCUAAAGACCACCUUGAUCAAAUCACCUUGGAGGCUGUCCAGCCUUUCUACCCUAUCCGUGACUGGGGACAUAACAGCAGUGCUCCGUACGGCUACUUCCACAUCAACUCGGUUGAGAAGUUCAAGGACGGUACUUUCCUCAUUUCGUCUCGCUACUAUUGCUCCUUGUUCAAGAUUUCCAAAGAUGGAACCGUCGAUUGGUCUAUCGAGGGCCAAACUGGCGGCGACUUCCUCCUGGACGGAGUCAAUUUCGCUUACCAACACGACGCACGCAUCCAAAAAGAGACCACAAACGAAUUGAUCGUCAGCAUCUUUGACAACGCCAAUUCUGACGUUGAGAAUGGUACUGACCAUACCGAGGGUAUCUUCAUGAAUGUCAACCUGGAUACGAAGAAGGUCACUCCACUUCGUCUCCUGGAUGACCCGAACGAUGAGAUAUUCUCUGUAUCCAUGGGAGCCGUGCAAGCCUUGCCAGGAGACCACGUUCUGAUGGGAUAUGGGUCCAACCCGACUUUCAAGGAGUACAAUGCGGAUGGGUCCCCUGUUAUGACCGUUCAGUUCGGGGAAGAUGGUGUGGUGUCUAGCUACCGGGCCUAUCGUCACCCCUGGGUUGGCAUUCCAAACACUUCUCCUGAUACAUUCGCCUGUCACGACGCCUCCCAUAACACGACAAAUGUUUACAUGAGCUGGAAUGGCGCUACCGAGGUUAAGCAGUGGAAGGUUUUUGGGGGCGUUACUCAAAGUGGCCUUUUCCCGGUCGGUGUGGUGCCAAAGACAGGGUUCGAAACAAGGGCGUCUGUCAAGGGUGGUCUCAAGCAUGUCCGUGUUGAAGCUCAUGGUCGUGGCAUUAAAACGGGAGUCUCGAAAACUGUCCAUGUUCAGCCUCGGUGCUAA